This is a messenger RNA of Adineta steineri, 1784 nucleotides long. The record is from the annotation of a GenBank genome assembly. Lineage: Eukaryota; Metazoa; Rotifera; Eurotatoria; Adinetida; Adinetidae.
AUGGCUAUAUCUUCAUCUCGACAUCGAAAAUAUUUGAAUAUAUUUCAAAAUCGUAGAAUAGUAGAUGAUGAACAUGAAAAUCUUUCACAUCGUUCGAUACCUAAACAUAAUUUAGUAUGUUGGUUACGUGAUCGAGAACUUGGUUAUUCAAAAUCACGAAUAAACUAUUUUAUUGCACGACGUACAAAUGCUUAUCGUGCUAUUCAUCCAUCAUAUUCAAUUUUAAUGUGUACAGUACCACAAGCAGUAUAUAUUAGAAGAUUUUCACCAAAUGGACAAUAUUUACUUGCAUUUUCACACGAUCUUGAAUCAUUAAUUGUCUAUAGAUAUAAAGGUUUCGAACGUAUUUAUCCAGAUUUAAUCCAAUGUUCUCCAUCAACAAAUUAUACACGUUUAGAUGAAAAUGAGGAUAAUUCACGACAAAAUUUAUCUGAUACAGUUAAUUGUGAAAAAUUACGUGAUCAUGCUUUUAAUAAAAUUUUUGAACAUCAUGUAACAAUACAAAUACGUUCAUCUUCGAUGGGUUAUUCAUUAAAUCGUAAUCAUAUCUAUUGUCUUUUUUCUCGUGAUCAAUAUGCUAUAAUAUGUGCAUCAAAAUUAGUUAAUGAACAACAACAUCCACCUUAUAAUCAAUUAGUACAAUCAAAUGAAGAUCUUAAUCCAUUAUCAAGAUUUUAUUUUGAACAUUUUCUUAUAUUUCUUAUUGAUUAUUCACGUGGUAUUAUAUGUCAACAACUUGAAUUUCAAUUUGAUCGUAUUGGUUUAACAAUAUAUAAAUCAACAUUAGCAAUAUUAUCAAUUCAACAUCAAAAAUUACAUUUAUAUCAUAUUGAUGAAAAAAAUGGUAAAUUAAUUGAAUUAUUAACUGUAGGUAAAUUUACACAAACAGAAGAAGAAUUUUUAUAUAAAUAUAGUUUACCUAAACAUUUAUUAACAAUGUCACCUCGUUUAUUAAAUAAAAAAAAUUUUAAACGAAAUUCAUCAUCAAUGUUUGAUAAAUGGGAUGAUAGUGAAACCGGUGGUCUACAUAGAAAACGUAUGCGAGAUCGUUUAAGUGAUUAUCAGAACAGUGAUUCUCAAACAACACGUAGUGGAAGUUCAUUUGUUCGAGAUGAACUUCAUAGACCAUUUACAUCACCUUCAAGUCGAAUUAUGAUUAAUAAUGAAGAACAACAAACAAAUUUUAAUCUCAUUGGUGAAACACAUGAUUUACCUACAAAUUUAGCUCAAUCAAUAUUUCAACGAGAAAAUCGACCUAUAAGAAGAGAUUUUGUUACAUAUCCAGUAAAUUCAAGAUCAUCAGGUAAACUAAUAUACUUUUAAUCCUACUAAAUAUUCUUAAGGUGAAUAUUAUCUCUCGAUAAUAUUCUUUGGAUAAUUAUUUUUUUAUAAAAAUUAAAUCUAACUAGAAGUACAUCCUAGAAAAACUAUUGUGGAAAUCCUCAUAAUGAAAAAUUAAGACGAUUUACGAUAGUUACUCGAUUGUUUUAUCCGUAGUCUUCUAUAUUGAACCUCAUAUCAAAAUAUAUGUAAAAUCGUUGAUUAAUAAUUAUGUUUUUCUAUACUGAUUUCGUUUGAUAAGUUUAAGAAGAUCAUCCGCUGAUGUAUAAGCAUGAAUGACAAAAGAAAUAGUAUAUAUAUAUAUCUUUGAACUUCUUGACAUUUGCGCUUAAGAACGUCAUCUUCCAAGUAAAAAUGAUGAUAAAAGGCCACAUAAUAAUUUUUUUAUGAUUAUUAUUUCUUUUUAUAGUAAGAUACUUCAAAAAGAAAAAGAAAACAGGAAU